AUGUCGAAAACAACAUCGGCACAAGAGAGCGCAUCAGCUGCCUCAUUGCACGUCUCUUGGACGCUUGCUAGAGCCAAGAAGCUGUUUGCUGAUGCUGAGUUAAUUCAACGGUGUGCGAUAGACAUGGCUCAUGAAGUUUUAAAUCAUGAUGAAAAACAACAAAAAAAGGUUGUGGAGCUAUUAAAGCAGGUGCCGCUGUCGGCUAACACGGCAACCAGAAGAGUAGAGGUUUUACCGGAGGAGUGUUUUUCCAGUCUACUCACGGAUUUGAAGAAAACAGAGGCUAUAUCCUUAGCCAUAGACUCGUCCUGUGACCGAACCGACAUGGAACAGCUGUCUAUGUUCGUACGAUUUUUUGAUGGGAAGAUAUUCCGGGAAGAGCUGCUGUGUUUGCUUACUCUGCCCGGGCACACGACCGGGGAAAUAAUCUUCCACGAGCUGACACAGUUCUUCGAAAAUAAUGGUUUGAAUGUGAGUCAAAUCGUCUCUGUUGUAACUGACGGGGCUCCGUCGAUGGUUGGAAAGCACAAAGGCUUGGUAAGCAGGCUUUCCGCCGUUAACCCGGCGCUUCUGACAUUUCACUGCAUCAUUCACAAAUCAGUGUUGUGUGGAAAAAUGAAAGAAACGAUGGAUACUGUGAAGAGACUGGUUAACUUUGUGCGUGAGAGCUCUAGUCUGCAGCAUCGCCUUUUUAGAUCGUUGCUAGAGGAAAUGUCAUCUGAACACAAGGAUCUCUUACUACACAACGAUGUUCGCUGGCUGAGCAAGGGCCGUGUGUUGGAGAGGGUGUGCGACCUGCGUGAUGAACUGGUGUCGUUCUUAUCAAGCCUGCAGAGCCAAAAAGCCCAUGAGUUUUUGAGCUUUUUAACUGACACCAAGGUGAUAGCAGAUGUUCAUUUUGUGUGUGACAUCAUGUCUCAUCUAAAUCACCUUAACCUGCAGCUGCAAGGCAAGAACCACACUGUUGCUGAGAUGUACGAGGCGGUUGAAGAUUUUCGUUCAAAGCUGCACCUUUUGGAGAGAGAUAUUCAUGGGAGGAAGCUGCACUUUCCACGUCUGCGUGAGCACUGCGAGAAGAAUGAAAUGCCGGAAGAUCCAGUAAUGAAGGAUUUUGUGUCAAAACUGGCAGAAAACUUCAAGGAGCGAUUUGAAAGCUCCCCUAAAAUCUCACGUGACAUCGUCCUCUUCCUCAGACAGCCGUUCUCUGUGUCAGCAGACGGGCAGUGGACUGGAGAGGCCAAAAGGCUGGUGCCUUCCAUAGAAGAGGGAGCUCUUCAGAUGGAGGUCUUAGAGAUGGGAAGCUCUGAGUUGCUGAAAGCUCAACACAAGGAUGCACCACGCACCAGUGUGUGA
Molecule: messenger RNA, 1353 nt
Organism: Notothenia coriiceps (black rockcod)
Lineage: Eukaryota; Metazoa; Chordata; Actinopteri; Perciformes; Nototheniidae
Product: protein FAM200A-like
Exons: 1
Coding region: 1-1353 (450 amino acids)
Source: RefSeq, a predicted model, not a curated record